Molecule: messenger RNA, 2629 nt
Organism: Candoia aspera
Lineage: Eukaryota; Metazoa; Chordata; Lepidosauria; Squamata; Candoiidae
Product: zinc finger protein 345-like
Exons: 4
Coding region: 1-2313 (770 amino acids)
Source: RefSeq, a predicted model, not a curated record
AUGCCCAGACGAAACAGUCCUGGGAAGCCGCCCGUCCUUGCUGCAAAGGGCGGCCUGGAUGUGCUCGUGGCUGGGCAGCUCCCCCAGGUCCCCCAGGGCGGCCACUGCCGGCUUCUUUCGCAGCACCUUCGUCGCCACCCGACCCGCUUGACGUCUUCUGCGCUCACCUUGCCCGUGGGAAAGGGAACCCAAGGCCACCAGCAGCUCAUUGGCUGCUCUGGGUGCGGCGGCGGCGGUGAUUGGCGGGAGGACGGGGCCGCGAGAGGCUGGAGGCUUCCGCCUUCCCCCGUCGCGGGCCUCGGCCUCCCCUCAGGGAAGGGAACGGAGGCCCCGCCCGCCUCUCCUCCUCCUCCUCCCCCCCCCCUUUGCCCUCUCGCCCUUCAGGGGGACGGCCGCGUCCGGCGGAGGAAGGAGGCGAAGCCGAGCGGAGAGGAGGGAGCCCGCACAGGAGCCCCCCGGUCCGGGCCGCGGCGGCGGGAAAGGUGUGGACCCGGUGGAACUGCCGAAGGGCCGCCCAACGAGAUGAUCCAGAGCGAGGAGGGACCCCGUGGAAGGAGGGGGCCCGGGAAGCGAUGCGGGACGGCGGAGGGCGUCGGAAUAGGCGGGGAAAAUCACCCAGGAGAGAAGCCCUAUAAAUGCCUGGAGUGUGAAAAGAGCUUCAGUGUGAGGGGAAGCCUCAAUAAACAUCAAAGAAUCCAUUCAGGAGAGAAGCCCUAUAAAUGCCUGGACUGUGGAAAAAGCUUCAAUCAGAUAGGAAAUCUCAGGAUACAUCAAAGAAUUCACACAGGAGAAAAACCCUACAAAUGCCUGCAGUGUGGAAAGAGUUUCAGAGCGGGAGGAUAUCUCAGUCAACAUCAAAAUAUUCACACGGGAGAAAAACCGUAUAAAUGCCUGGAGUGUGGAAGGAGCUUCAGUGACAGGGGAAGCCUUAAUAAACAUCAAAGAAUUCAUUCAGGAGAGAAACCCUAUAAAUGCCUGGAAUGUGGAAAAAGUUUCAAUCAGAUAGGAAACCUCAAAAUACAUCAAAGAAUUCACACGGGAGAAAAACCCUUCCAAUGCCUGGAGUGUGGAAAGAGUUUCAGAUCGAGAGGACAUCUCAAGAUACAUCAAAAAAUUCACACGGGAGAAAAACCCUAUAAAUGUCUGCAGUGUGGAAAGAGUUUCGGUCUUAGUUUCAGCCUUAAUACACAUCAAAGAAUCCAUUCAGGAGAGAAACCCUAUAACUGCCUGGAAUGUGGAAAAAGUUUCAGUCAGAUAGGAAAUCUCACAAUACAUCAAAGAAUUCACACAGGAGAAAAACCCUAUAAAUGCCUGGAGUGCGGAAGGAGCUUCAGUCAGAGUGGAAGCCUUGAUAAACAUCUAAGAAUCCAUUUAGGAGAGAGACCAUAUAAAUGCUUGGAGUGUGGAAAGAGUUUCAGAUCGAGAGGAGAUCUCAGGGCACAUCAAAGAAUUCACACGGGAGAAAAACCCUAUAAAUGCCUGGAGUGCGGAAGGAGCUUCAGUCAGAGUGGAAGCCUUGAUAAACAUCUAAGAAUCCAUUUAGGAGAGAGACCAUAUAAAUGCUUGGAGUGUGGAAAGAGUUUCAGAUCGAGAGGAGAGAUCAGGAUACAUCAAAGAAUUCACACGGGAGAAAAGCCCUAUAAAUGCCUGGAGUGUGGAAUUGGCUUCAGUUGCAGUGGAAGCCUUUGUACGCAUCAAAGGAUCCAUUCAGGGGAGAAACCGUAUAAAUGCCUGGAGUGCGGAAAGAGCUUUACUCAGACUGGACAGCUCAGGGUACAUCAAACAGUUCACACAGGAGAAAAACCCUAUAAAUGCCUGGUGUGCGGAAGGAGCUUCAGUGUGAGGGGAAGCCUUUAUUACCAUCAAAGAAUCCAUUCAGGGGAGAAAUCAUAUAAAUGCCUGGAGUGUGGAAAAAGUUUCCAUUGGGUAGGAUAUCUCAGGAUACAUCAAAGAAUUCACACGGGAGAAAAGCCCUAUAAAUGCCUGGAGUGUGGAAAGAGUUUCAGAUCGAGAGGAGAUCUCAGGAAACAUCAAAGAAUUCACACAGGAGAAAAGCCCUAUAAAUGCCUGGAGUGUGGAAUCGGCUUCAGUUGCAGUGGAAGCCUUUGUACGCAUCAAAGGAUCCAUUCAGGGGAGAAACCGUAUAAAUGCCUGGCGUGCGGAAGGAGCUUCAGUCACAAUGUGGGUCUCAGUAAACAUUAUAAACUUCACACAGAGAAAAAAGUUUAUAAAUGCACAGAGUGUAAAAAAUCCUUCAAAAGAAAUGGAAAUCUCCAAAACCAUAUUAGAAUCCACACAGGAGAGAAACCAUAGAAAUGGACAGAGCGUGGCUAAAAUCUCCAGUAACCAGCAAAGUCAGUGCAGUCCUGGAUGCUGAGAAACUCAUUGACUAUUUAUACACAGACACUUUUUACAAUCUAAUACAAAUAAAUCUAUUAAGGCACAGGUGUGCAUACUUACCCUUCAUAGCCAUCUCAACGUGUGUGUGUCAACUUUAGUGUAUGCUGUAUUAUCAGCCCAAACAAUCAAGGGUAUGCCAACUUCUGAACGCGACCAUUUUACUGUUUCCUUUAUUGCUAUGGUUUGCUUAACGAUUGUGCUGUUGUAAGGUGCCUACUAGUUUAAUUUG